AAAUCAGACUUAGAUGUAGUAAAAGAAGUUAAAAUUGAACUAAUCGAGUCUUCCGUCUACAACAGUGGUACUACAAAAAAUUCUUAUAUGUGUAGCAAAGAAGAGUUAGGAAUCGUUUCAAAGAUAAAAAUCAGCGCAGCGCAGUUAACUGUAGAAGCAAAUGUUGAGUAUCAUAUUCAGGAAAAUGCAGAUGUUGAGUUAUCGCCCACUACUGAUGAGUAUCAAGAAGGCACGCAUUUUGGAAGUAAAGACGUAGUUUUCGACUAUGAUAUUAUAGAAACAGAGAGAUAUCUAGGAUAUACACCGCCAGCACCGACGCCAGUGCCUUCUAUGGCACCGCUCGCUGUACUGGAAGUCGAUAUAGUGGAUGAAGAACCCGUUAAUGAGUCUGCAGCGGCUAGACCACUAACGCCUGUAUUAAGUAACGAUGACGUUUGUCGUCGGCGUAAAAAUCGCAAUGCUACAGUUAAGAAGCUUAGCUCAUUUGAUGAACGAGAUAAAAUGAAUGAAAAGCCUACCACCUCCGCGCAAACAACAACUGAUGAAGCCGAACAUAACGCAGUAUGUCCCUGGGAAGAUGAAAACGUUAGCACCAAUGAUGGAACAUUUGUGAAGACAUAUGCUACGUUGGGAUAUUUAUGA
Molecule: messenger RNA, 642 nt
Organism: Drosophila hydei
Lineage: Eukaryota; Metazoa; Arthropoda; Insecta; Diptera; Drosophilidae
Exons: 2
Coding region: 88-642 (184 amino acids)
Source: RefSeq, a predicted model, not a curated record